GUAUCACGUGAUACCUAGAGGGGAGCGUAAAAAUAAAAAUAGUUAAUCUUGGUUAUAUUUUGAUCAUUUCACGCGUCAUUACUUGUUAAGAUUAAUUAAAAUGUUGUUGAUAAUUGGUGUAUUAUUGAUUCUCCCGUCAUGUAGAGGAGAAACGUUUCAGAAUGGCAGUGCCUAUUGUAAGAAUAAGGCCUGUACCUUUACAGCUAAUCAAGUUGAUAUGAAGGGAGCAACUGCAUUCGGAACUUACAAUGAUACAUUGAUGGAAAAUGGCUGGGGUAUAUUAGAUAUCGUGGCUGGUAAUGGGAAUCCUCAGCCAGCAGAUGAAGAUAUCAUGUUUGCUACCGGUUUCCUUGAAGGUCGAUUUACAGCUUCGAGAAUUGCAGAACAUUAUCAGAAUGUACGUGGAAUAUUUUUCUCUGGUGAACGAAGUCCAAUUAUUGAAGUGAAAGUAAAGAAAUAUUUUAUCCAACAGGAUCAAUGGAUGAGAAAAAUGAUCGAAGAAAACGUCCCCAAAAAUCCUCUGUGGCGCCAUGUUAGUUAUAUUAUAUCCCAGUAUGAUGGUUUGAUUGAAGGUUAUAAUGCAGCAAGACUUACCCAGAAGACAUUACCUGCUUUAGAAACUUAUGCAUUCCAAGUAUUAAAUGGUGUUGGUGAUUUGAUUGAUUUGGUCAGAGUUGUUGAUCCACAAAGUAUACCAGAUUGGAGGAAAAUGACUAAAGAACAGGCCAUGAUUUAUGCACAAGAGAGUGGACAUUGUUCAGCAAUGGUGAAGGUAUUGGGAGCUUAUGAAGAUAUUUUUAUGUCUCACUCGAGUUGGUUUGCGUAUUCGGCUACAUCUAGAAUAUUUAAACAUUAUAAUUUUAAUGUCAGUGAUAAAUCGACAUCUGCUCGACGCAUCUCAUUCGCUAGUUAUCCAGGAUUUUUGGAGUCACUGGACGAUUUUUACUUACUAGGAAGUAAAAUGGUUAUGUUGCAGACAACUAACAAUGUAUUUAAUUCAACAUUAUAUAAAUCUUGUACACCCAAUAACCUGUUGGCAUGGCAUCGUGUUAGAGUAGCUAAUAUGUUAGCUAACACGGGUAAAGAAUGGGCAGAUAUACUGGCUACAUAUAACUCGGGGACCUAUAAUAAUCAGUAUAUGGUAAUUGAUCUAAAGCAAAUAACUCUGGGUAAAGAAAUAAGAGAUAAUGCAUUAUGGGUAGUAGAACAGAUACCGACAUUAGUAGCAUCUGGUGACGAGACACAAAUAUUACGAGCUGGUUAUUGGCCAUCUUACAAUGUACCAUUUUUUGAAGAAAUUUAUAAUAUGAGUGGCUAUCCUGAAUUUUCUGCCCAACAUGGUCUAGAUUCAACAUAUCAGCUGGCACCAAGAGCUAAAAUAUUCCGUAGAGAUGAAGGAAAGGUUGUAGAUUUAACAUCUUUUAAGAACAUCAUGAGAUAUAAUGAUUAUAAAAAAGAUAAAUAUAGUGAAGAUAACCCAUGUAACACGAUCUGUUGCCGUGGCGACCUAGAUGCAAAAUCACCUAGAGCUGAUGGUUGCUAUGAUACAAAGGUGGCGGAUUUUAAUAUGGCUUUAAAUUUAGAAGCUGAUAUUGUUAAUGGCCCUACACUUGGUGAUGGUUUACCACCAUUUAAAUGGACACCAACAUUUAAUGUAUCUCACACAGGUCUUCCUAAUGUUUAUAACUUCCCAUUUAUAUCUACCAGUCCUAGAUGGAAGAAUUAAUGGAUGUUACAAUAUGAUAUUGGCACCCCCCUCCUUUAUCUCUACCAGUUCUAGAUGGAAAAAUUAAUAUUCACUAAUAUUUUAUGUGCAAUAAAGGAGGAACACUAUUGGACCGUGUUUUUUUAUUGUCCUAUCCAAACUAAUAGACACACUUUUCUUGUCAGCCACCUGUGAUAUAUGAGAACCCUGCUUCCAAUUUCCAUCUGCAAUAUAUCUAUUUGAAUAUGCCAAAAGUGUGCCACAAAUAUUAAAAUCUCUUCCAAUUUAGGUCAUAUUGUUCUUUAGUUUCAUUAAAUAAUGAAGCAUAUAGAUUAGAAUUUGUCAGAUGUUUAUGAUUUUUCAUAUAUAUAUAUAUGCUCAGGGGUUUGGCAUCUUCAUGUAUUUUUGUUGUUGUUAUGGUUUUAAUAUAUGCCCACAUUUUAUGUGGAAAUAUAUUGUUGUCAACACUGUCAAAUGGCCAGUCAGUUCAUCUGUCUACAUGUGACAGGGUUUUUAAAAAAAAUUAUUGCAAAUAUGUAUUGCUGGUAAAUUCACCAAAACCUUGUCCUGUAAGUGAACUAUUUGUGUUGCAUUUCAGUAUGCUAAAGUUAACUAUUUGAGUUGUAUUUCAGUAUACCUUAACUAUUUUAGUUAAAUUUUAGUAUACUUAGUUAACUAUUUGAAUUAAAUUUAUGUAUGCUUAAGUUAACUAUUUGAGUGCAAUUUCAAUAUACGGUACUUAAAGAUACUUUCCCCGAGUACAAACUGUGUGAUUUAAUAAUAUAUUUAGACUUAAAACAUUUUCUAAGUAAUUAAUCUAUCAAAAAUUUGCUUCAAAUAACUCACAAAACUUUGUAUUCACUGUGGGGCUACCUAAGCUAUAAAUAAACUGUUUGUAGACGCCAUAUCUGUCACCUUAAUUCAUGAAGGGGGGUUCAUUUUUCAGAAUGUAUUUUUCAUUACUUACUGUCCAUUUAACAUACAUAUUUGAGGCCUAAGUAAAUUCUGAAUUAUUUUUUGUCAACUUUUUCCGAUGUUUAAUUGCAGAGUUUUUGUACGUUGACACCUCUCAGUAUUCCCAAAACCGCCUAACUAUUUGAUCAAGACAUAACAACUGCUCUCUCAGUCAAGCUAGAACACAAUGAGCUGGCAGACAACAGUCGGGUUGCCAAUUAGUGAUAUCCUGACAUUUUUGCUCAGUGCUUGCCCCAUGGGUGUUUUUCAGAUAAUCCAGUAUUUUCUAGUAAGAUUCAGUGUCUACAGUUUCCAUAUACCAAAUUUGCCAUACUUUGAUGAAUACUUUUGGGACAAUGUAUCUUUAAGUUAGUUGUUUGAAUGGAAUUUCAGUAGAAUUUCAAUACCGGUAUUCUUAACUUUAUGGUUUGAAUUUUAUAAAACUUCACUAUUGAAGUUGAAUUUUCAAUAUACCUCAUUAUUUAGGUUGAAUUUUAAUAUGAUUUGCUAUUUAAAUAUAAUUUAAAUGUGAUCCACUAGUUCAAUUGACUCACAAUAUCUUUUAUUAAUUAAAAAUUUAAAUUGGGUAUUUCCACUGAAUUUAUGUAUUUUAAAUUAAAUUAAGUAGUACACUUGUAUCAUUCCAUUAUAUACUUGAAAAUUAUGAAAUAAUAUAAUAUGCAUAUAAUUAUCUACUGCAAAUAAUGAAUUGAAUAUUUUGGUAGUUUGGGGUAUAUAUUUUUCAAUUUUGAAAAGAUGUUAUGUAUUGUAUACUUAAAUCCAGUGUAAUUUUAUACAAGAUGAAUUAAAUACUUUGAAUUUUA
Patella vulgata (common limpet) is the source of this 3483-nucleotide messenger RNA. RefSeq names its product phospholipase B. NCBI's taxonomy places the organism in Eukaryota, Metazoa, Mollusca, Gastropoda, Patellidae. The coding region runs from base 101 to 1726 and encodes 541 amino acids. Gene Ontology annotation, biological process: phospholipid catabolic process. Gene Ontology annotation, cellular component: extracellular region. Gene Ontology annotation, molecular function: glycerophospholipase activity. The transcript has 10 exons. The record is from RefSeq and is a predicted model, not a curated record.